This is a messenger RNA of Necator americanus (New World hookworm), 2058 nucleotides long. RefSeq lists its product as uncharacterized. Lineage: Eukaryota; Metazoa; Nematoda; Chromadorea; Rhabditida; Ancylostomatidae. The coding region runs from base 1 to 2058 and encodes 685 amino acids. The transcript has 5 exons. The record is from RefSeq and is a predicted model, not a curated record.
AUGAUGCAAGCCAAGAAGAUCAAGUACGACGUCAUCGGACUGACCGAGACGAGGCGACGCCACCCACUGAACGCCGUGUAUGACACUGGAGAAGAACUGUUCUUAGGAAGAUGCGACAGUAGAGAAGUUGCUCCAACAUCAAACUACGAAGAAGAAGAUGUCGAAGCUUUCUAUGAGGACCUGGGGAAGUUCCACAGAGAAGAUCAUACUUUCUGCAAGGUAAUAAUUGGUGAUUUCAAAGCCGAAAUUGGCCCAAGAAGACCGCCUGAAGAACAUCACAUCAUAACCCACGGCAUACAAUGGAAUGAACAAAGGGAGAGGCUCUCCGAGUUCAUCAUGACGUCUAAGACCAUCCAUGGGAAUUUGCAAUUCCAGAAGCCCUCCUCUUUACAUGGACGUGGUAGUCUCCCGAUAGAGGGUAUCAUAAUGAAAUUGGCCACAUCAUCGUCAGUAAAAGGAAGAUUUUCUUUUACACCGAGAGGAGAAAAAGCCGCGAAGUUCACUAAGCGAACUCCCAGAACCAUCAUCGACUGGGAGCUCUUCGCUUCGGUUGUCGGUUUUUGGGAAGAUACCGUCAUGAACAACAUUGACGACGAAUAUGAACGGUUUGUAGAACAUCUUUACGACUCUACGAGGAAAGCGAAGAGUUUCAAAACCACCAAGAGACGCCAGCCUCCGAAAACUCUGAAGCUGAUACCUCAGCGUGGAGCUGCACGAGCUGCAGGCAACCAAGAACUCACAUACGAACUCGCAUGGCUUUGCAGAGAGGCGUUAAAGGAAGAGCUCAAACAGAGAAGAGCAGAAGUGCUGGAUGAAGCUGCAGAGGUGGGACAGAUCAUUCGCUAUGCCCGUCAGAACUUCGCUAAUCAUCUCUUCGACAGCCACGUCCACUUUCCUCCUCGCCAUUUGAGCGAAGAUGGACAUGUCAUUCCAAAAGUCCUCCCUUCCAAAGUCCGACAUGCCAUCAUGUCGGUGAAGAAUCUUGCUUCACCCGGUCCCGACAGAAUCAAGUCUGAACAUCUGAAGUACCUACCGCCAGUCCUCAUCACACUAGAGAGGCUCCUCACUCGUUAUCUGACGGAAUGCAAGGUUCCUAAACAGUGGAAGACCAGCAAGACCGUGUUGUGGUAUAAAAAGGGUGAUCCACAUGAAAUCGGCAGCUAUCGUCCAAUCUGCUUGUUGCUUCUACGAGCAGAUUGGACGAUACAAUCUACAAGCUCUUCACAAGACAACUCCACAACCAAAAUUUCCCCACUCUACAAUGAUGUCGUAAUCUACGUGAAGAAAGGGGUUCGUCAGAGUGACACAAUUUCACCCAAAAUAUUCUGUGCCAUUCUCGAGAACGCGGUACGAGGAUUGGAAUGGGAUGACAUGGGAGUGAAAGUUGACGGCCGGCAUUUACACCAUCUUCGUUUCGCUGAUGACAUCGUUCUUAUAACAUCAAAUAUCAAUCAGGCGGAACAGAUGCUGGUCGAAAUUGAUGAAACGUGUAGAAAGAUCGGUCUUCAGCUGAACCUAGACAAGACGAUGUGUAUGAGGAACUUAUGGGUUCCUGGGUUCCUGAUACCCCAUUCAUGUCCAAUUGAACGAACAUAUCCGAACGCUGCAGCUAUAUAUAACGUUUUAUAUAUAACGUUAUAUAUGGCGUUUCGCAAGCAGGAGAAAAAUGCGAUCAGCGUCAUAAAACGCGGAAUUGAAAGGGUGAUGCUUAGAGUAACCCGCUUUACGCAUGUGAUAGGAGGGAUUCGAAGUUCAUUCCUACGUCACGGAUCGAAGAUCAGUGACGCUGCCGCAUAUGCCAAGGACAGCAAGAUGAGGUGGGCCGGACACGUGAUGCGUUUCAACGACAAUCGUUGGACCAGAGCCGUAAGUGGCUGGAUACCACGCCACUUCAAACGCACCGCAGGAAGACCGAUGGUCAGACCUCUUAACGAAAUCCUUCGAAGGAAAAUACGAUGCUCUUCGACUCUCUCGCGAGAAGAAAUGCCACUGGACAACACUUGCGCGCAAUCAGGACAAAUGGAAGUAUUACCGGUGCCCGCUCGAGCAAAUCGAUGA